Molecule: messenger RNA, 1514 nt
Organism: Hyalella azteca
Lineage: Eukaryota; Metazoa; Arthropoda; Malacostraca; Amphipoda; Hyalellidae
Exons: 10
Coding region: 195-1514 (439 amino acids)
Source: RefSeq, a predicted model, not a curated record
GGGGCCUCUCCAUAGCGGGUGGAUAUAGCCACCCCGCGGGGCGCCGCUCUUCACUUGUGCGGUGGACGUGGCGGUGUAACGUUGUCUGGUGUUAGCUUAGCGUUCCCCGAGUGCCUUAACUUAGCGUUCCCAUAAACUUUAACAAAACGCAGACAUCUUAAAUAUCUUCGGUAUAAAAAGUCGGGAAGGUCAAGAUGGCCAAACUCCUGCCGAUGAUUCUCGCCGGAAUUUUGACCACGGUGCUCCAUGAAGCCCAGGCGGACCUGCCUACAGGCCCUGCUGUUGAUGUGCUUGUGAUCCCCAAUGGCCCGAUGGCAUCUUGCAAGACAACCAAAGCCGUAAGGUCGGUAGUGUUCCAGUCCAUCAAGUCUAAGAAGGGGAUCGUGUAUAACCGCGCAUACACUCACCCGGAAAUAUUGAAUUGCUUCGGAAGCUCCCAGCCGAGCGCGGCCACCUUCAGGGACUGCGUCAACGCUGCCGCCGUGGCCGGACACUCCACCCUGUCCUUCGAUGGUACCACCUGCUCCACCUACAACGCAACAGUACCGAGUCAUGCAUGUGCCGACCAGGAGGCGGCAGCGGCAAACUACAUAGCCAUCUACCAGGCCAACCCUCCUUUGGUCAAGCCAAAUUUCGAAAAUUUCAAAGUGUUGACGGUGGCUGCGACCCUGACGGCGGAUACUACUAACAACUUCGACGUGACGUGGACCGCAGAAGAUGGUGGCUGCAACUACCCCGGCUUCAUCGUCAGCUUCUCCGGCCAGGAGAAGUACGUCGAAACCACUUCGUCCCAGACGACGAUAGAGAACGUCCCAGGGUGCGGGACUGACGUCAUCGUCUCCUUCGGUCUGCCCACCGGAGAGAAGUUCGGUACCACCGCCCAGACUGUGGCGACCAUCGAGCCAGAACCUCAAGAGUACUGGCCGUUCAAUGACGUGCCGGGAUACACACUGGAAGCCAACUUAUUCCCGAACAAAACGGUCAUCGUAAAUUACGACGUUUCCCCUGGAUGCGGUAGCUUCACCCAGUUCAGCAUUGUGUUUGUCAUCCGAUACACGGACUUCUCGCGCGAACUGCCGUAUCUUGUCUUCCCCAUAUCUGAACCAAAAGGCACAAUCGAGAUCGGCACAGCGGAUGUCCCUGAUAUUUGCCUGACUCUCUUGCUUGAUAUCGGGUACACCCAGACGACGGACGGCGGAGACAUCAUGGAUAACCGAGUGUUCUCGUUACCUCUCGAUGGACUCUCAUAUGAAAGCCUGUACCCCUACGAAGUGGUUGGGUCCGAUGUCGUCAUCCACUGGCCUACUGACCUGACACCUUACGACGUCUGUGGCGUCCUCACCGGUACCGACCUGAAAUUCGUGGCCGAUCAGACAUACAUGGCGCCAAUAUCUGAUGGCACCAUCACAUUGCCCAACCAGGACCUUUUGCUUCUAACAUUUAUCACUGUGCUGGAUGAUAGCUUGGGCGUUAUCCUGGUUCAGAUCUUCGUCUUGGUGUCAAAUAGGAUCUGA